UGAGCAGCUCCACACUGCAAACAGCAGGACACGCAGGGCUCAGAUGACACACUGUGAUUGAGGAGGAGGGGGGCUUUUACACACAUUCAUUUGGCACCUAACCCUCCGACCGAGCACCACACAAACUGCAGUGAAUCUGCUUCUUCCCUAUCGGUGCCGGCGGUCCUGCAACGACGCUUUGGCUGAAACAGUGGGGUGAGAAUGAGCCGCGUGCUGCUGACCUGCAGGGAGUGAGCACAGGAGGCGCGUGCUGGAGUUGGUUUUCAGCAUGGCCCUGGAGAGCCCCUCGCUCCUGAGAGCGGUGCUGCUGCUGCUGCUGGCAGCUCAAGCCCUUCCAUCGGUGUCAGGCUGCGACAGGCGUUUCUAUGACGCAAUGAUCGAUAAACUCUGCCUGGCCAAGUUCGAGGUGGACAUGGGAGGACUGGACCGAGGACGGUGGUGCAGCUGGACGGACACAGCGGAGAUCUACGAGGGACUCACCAACUGCACCUACCAGGUGGCCCUGAGGCUGGACUGCUUCUGGCCCAAUCAAGUGGUCGAUGGCUUCUUCAUGCGGAUUCACCGGGACUACUUCCCAGGCUGCGCUCUGACCGGCCGGCUCCUCGGCGACCCGCCCAUCCGGGUCCUGGCGCCGUUCAUCGCCGUGCCGGUGCUGGUCACCCUGCUGAUGACCGCCGUGGUGGUGUGGAGGAGUAAACACACGGAGGGAGUGCUCUAGUGACCCCCGACCUCGGCUCUCAUGGACUCAUGACAAGCAGAGAGCCAGAGAGUUGUGAACCCGUUUUAUGUUAUUAUUAUGACGACAUUGAAGAGUAAAGCUGCACAGGAACCAUUUAAUAUCAUUAAAAAUAUUAAACUGCAGCAAAAAUGCAAUAAAACAUCUGUGUGGUAUGAAUCCCGCUGUGAUCUGUGCAGUGGGCUUUAGUGGACACCAUCACCGAGAGGAGAGGAGCACGGUAAAAUAGUGCUGCAAGAUUCAGGCGACUCUGAGGCCUUGCAUUUUAAUUACAAUCUGCUCUCAUGGCCCGAAACAUUUCGUGAACUCAUAAAUAACAGUAGAGAGGAGGACAGUCAGCCGGCUUGGAUGAAUGAUUCCCAGAAGGUGGGGAAAGGGCAGGGAGGGGAAGAGAAAGUGGGGAGAAAGAUGAAGCUUUGAACAAAAGGUUGGGGUUCUGUUUCAUGUGCAGCUGAGGCCUGACAUCGCCACAUGUUUAGUUAUUUCACCGUCUAUGUUCCUGAAUCUCAUUGUCAAAUAUUUGCUUCUGUCUUUUAUUUUUCUCAAAGAGAGAUUUCUGUCUGGAUGUGUGAAUAAAGUUCAGUGUUUGAAUAGUG
This is a messenger RNA of Cololabis saira (Pacific saury), 1332 nucleotides long. RefSeq names its product receptor activity-modifying protein 1-like. Gene Ontology annotation, biological process: calcium ion transport; G protein-coupled receptor signaling pathway; cellular response to hormone stimulus. The record is from RefSeq and is a predicted model, not a curated record. Gene Ontology annotation, molecular function: coreceptor activity. NCBI's taxonomy places the organism in Eukaryota, Metazoa, Chordata, Actinopteri, Beloniformes, Belonidae. Gene Ontology annotation, cellular component: cell surface; membrane; signaling receptor complex. Bases 269 to 718 code for a protein of 149 amino acids. The transcript is spliced from 3 exons.